CGACCCUCGUGGCAGUCAGUGAGAGUUCAAAACGUCAAGGACCCUCGCCCUCCAUCGGCCCCACCCACGGCGCGCGCUUCUCUCCUAAAAACCACCCCUUUGAUUGUUUAUUACAUAAGGAAAAUCCGGGAAAUUAUCAAAUGAAACAAGGAGCUAAGCUAACGAGUCAGAUGAACAACAGACGUGAACUAAAUCCAGAUCAAAGAAGAGCAAAGAAUGAGGGUGAUCGGCGACGUCGCCGAGAGCAUACAGUGGAGUUUCAGAGACUGCAGAUGGCGGAGGCCGAGUUACAGGCCUUAUUGGAGACGCAAAGAAGCGAGAAUAGGAAUUUAAGAGAGAAGAAUGAAAGGCUGAACGCUAUGUUGUCAAAUCUCAUGAACAUGAUACAUCAACUACGUGAAGAGAGACGGCAACAACGAGAAACCAUGGAGAUGUCCCGUUUAUUUGUUUGCAGGUUGACUCAUGGAUUCAAUUUGAUAGAGUUCCAAGUCCCAAUGAAGAUGGUGCAAGUAAUGAGGCUACUACUCGAGGGAAUUAAAAAGCGCUCUUACCAGCUAGCUUUUAAUUCUCUCCAAUGCGCUUAGAUGAUAUGAUCCCCUUCAUGCUUUUACCACAGUGCAUACUUUAUGAACUUGGUAGUCCUUAAAUAGCUAUGAAAGCAAUUUUAUCCUUGCAGUAUCGUGCUAGUCUUUGCGUAUCCAGCACUUGUUAAGAGUUGGGUUUCCUUCUGUAGAAAGACCAAUCUUUGUGUUUGUAGCAUUUGUUAAAGAGUUGCAUUUCCUUUGGCAGAAA
Messenger RNA from Theobroma umbraticum, 792 nucleotides. The record is from RefSeq and is a predicted model, not a curated record. NCBI's taxonomy places the organism in Eukaryota, Viridiplantae, Streptophyta, Magnoliopsida, Malvales, Malvaceae.